Molecule: messenger RNA, 1240 nt
Organism: Phyllopteryx taeniolatus (common seadragon)
Lineage: Eukaryota; Metazoa; Chordata; Actinopteri; Syngnathiformes; Syngnathidae
Gene: rwdd4
Product: RWD domain containing 4
Exons: 7
Coding region: 179-799 (206 amino acids)
Molecular function (GO): protein binding
Source: RefSeq, a predicted model, not a curated record
GUCGAUGAGCAAGAAGAGGAUUGCUCCACUGCGCAUGCGUGGAAAUGUCAAGUUAGCUUGCUCAAGUUGCAGCACAAGAUGUGCUGCACUCUCGCCUUUUAACGACACACAUGGCUUCCUUAUGGUGAGGGAUUAGCUCCGCGGAGAGAGUACCCCACGGCCAAACGACAGCGAAAUCAUGACAGCGAAUGAGGAUCAAGAGAUGGAGUUGGAGGCUCUUCGCUCCAUCUACGAGGGCGACGAGUGUUUUAAAGAACUUAGUCCGGUUUCCUUUCAAUUACGGAUAGGAGACCUGCAGGACUCUAAAGCAUUCAUCUUGGACAUUGCGUGGCCCGAGACGUACCCCGAGACCGGUCCCCAAAUCUCCCUGGAUGGCUUUUUUAACAACCGAAUCGCUAUGGAAACCAAGCAGCUCAUCCUGUCCAAGCUGGAGGAACAAGUGGAGACGAAUCUGGGCGACGCAAUGACGUACACCCUGUUCGAGUGGGCCAAGGAGAACCAAGAAGCCCUGAUGGAGAACCACCGACCCGUGGUCACCGCCGUGACUUUAACGUCCAGCGGCGAAGCGACGCCGAAUUCCACAGAAGCCAAAAAGAAGGAGAGGAAGGAGCAGCUCACCAAAGCGCAGAAGAGGAGGCUCAUCAAUCGGACAGAUAACAAAGGGGAGCUGCCAAGAGGUUGGAACUGGAUUGACGUCAUUAAAGUACGUACAAUUCCAACGUUCAUUCAUGUGAUUUUAAACAUGAAGUGCAAUUCAUUUUUUUGUCUCAUCUUGUUUUUUCCCCCGUUGUUACGAUGAACAUCCAGCAUCUGAGUAAAACGGGAGGCAAAGAGGACGAUUAGGCCACAGAGCUUCCGCGUCGCUGCCGUUUUGAAUUAGAGCGCGACGGCUUUGCAUUCACCUCGGCCGCUGCCGACCUCCAGAAAAGUGGAAUCCAGGGCAACCAAAAGGGAGGCAAAACAUUUCAGUGCAAUGUGUUCAGUGUUUCAUCAGGGUUACUUGAAAACAUCCCCAAAAGCCAAGAAAAGGGUCUGCUCUGUUUAUAAAAGUAUCAACUCUCACUGCCUGGAACUUGAAGGAGUCGCCUUACAAAUGGAUUGUUUGUAGUAUCAUGAGACUCACUGGCAAACAAUUCCAUCAAAUUUGACUUUACUAUUUCCUUAUUUCUGUUUGACCGUGUUUUUUUUUUUUUAGAUAGUCUCUUCAAAUAAAACCCAAUUUGGAGGGACCUUUUCGGGA